UAUGUGGGUCCCACGCAAUCUUAUCCUCCUAGGUUCCAAUCACACACCUUAAAGAAACGAAAACAUUUGUUGUCUUGUUGAAAUGAAAAAGAAAGAUCUACAGUACAAUAUGAGCUUCAACUCUUCAUUUCACAGAUGCACAUUCAUCUUCUUCAUUCUCGUUAUAAGUUUAAGAUUGAGUUGCUCUUCUCAAGUUGAUGAGGUAACAAGGUUACCUAAUCAGCCCAAAGUUGGAUUCAAACAAUAUGUCGGGUAUGUUUUCCUUGAUCAUAACAGAGCCCUGUUAUACUAUUUCGUCGAAGCUCAGAUAGAUCCUGCUUCAAAACCACUCGUACUUUGGCUCAAUGGAGGUCCCGGCUGUUCAUCCAUUGGACAAGGAGCAUUUGGUGAACAUGGUCCUUUCAAGCCUACAAGGAAAGGCCAUUUGGUGAAAAACCACUAUAGUUGGAACAGAGGUAAAGUUGAAGAAGAAUGUGCAUAUGUGAAAUGAAGAGUUAUUAUCAUGAGCCAAGUUGAAGCUCAUAUUGUACCCAUAGAUCUUUCUUUUUCAUUUCAACAAGACAACAAAUGUUUUAGUUUCUUUAAGGUGUGAUUGGAACCUAGGAGUAGUUGAGAAGAGAGAAUAAAAUUGCGUGGGACCCACAUAUUAUUCUUUCUCUCCAAAGCAGCGAAGAAAUGACAUCCAGCUCAUGACUUUUGUUAUUUUUUCAUUUUUGUCCUUUCCUAACUCUGUAUGUUGCAUAGGUUUUUUUGUUGAAUAUUAAUUCAUACUAAAAGAAUAAUAUUA
This is a messenger RNA of Trifolium pratense (red clover), 787 nucleotides long. RefSeq names its product serine carboxypeptidase-like 45. Gene Ontology annotation, cellular component: vacuole. Lineage: Eukaryota; Viridiplantae; Streptophyta; Magnoliopsida; Fabales; Fabaceae. The coding region runs from base 83 to 490 and encodes 135 amino acids. Gene Ontology annotation, biological process: proteolysis. Gene Ontology annotation, molecular function: serine-type carboxypeptidase activity. The transcript is spliced from 3 exons. The record is from RefSeq and is a predicted model, not a curated record.